Linum tenue is the source of this 1768-nucleotide messenger RNA. NCBI's taxonomy places the organism in Eukaryota, Viridiplantae, Streptophyta, Magnoliopsida, Malpighiales, Linaceae. The record is from the annotation of a GenBank genome assembly.
CACAAAAUAAAAAGGAGGACGUAAAAUGAAAAUGUACAAAACGCUUCCUUUUUUCCCCUUUGCAUUCUCGACCGGAAACAGAGGCUUCCCCUUAUCCCCUCUACAUCUCUCACCCCGCCGGUAGCAACGGGCACUCCAAUGGCGGUCCUGAAUUGCAUUUCGGUCACCGCGUCUGCCACACCAGUGCCCCAAGACUCCACAAACCCAGCACAGCCAGCAAUCCCCAGCCAAAGACUUCCGACCAAGGUCAUCCUCCCCAAAAAGAAGCCGGAGAAAUGGUCGACGGGGGUAGCUCCGGGGGAUUACGGCGGUCCACCCACCACGACGAAGCUUCGCAAGUACUGGGGAGGGGAAGGCGAAGACCCUUUAACCUCCGACGAGUUCAUUUGGAACAAGGACUUCAUGGGCCGGAUGAAGCGAUUGAUUCAGGACACUGGCGAUGAUGAUGCUUCUCUUCGGUCCAAGGCUCCAGUUGAGGUUCAAUGUUUGCUAAGUUGUUCGUUCUAAUUGGUUAUCGCGGUGUAGUUUGUUUGUCUUUGAACUCGUUAUUGUUCUAGAUAUUUAAUUGAAUGGGUACCAUUGCCGCACGGCCAGCUACCCAAUCUAAUAAAAUCUGGUUCUUUGGCUAGGAUUUCAAUUUUUUUGGCUACUUUGUUGAGUCUGAAUUCUAAUGAUGCUAGUAUGUAUUUGGUGGUGUAAUGAACAGGAACAAUCAUCUGGGUUUCUAAGCUUCAAUAGAGUGAUGAAUUUGAACAGCAUGGAAGUUGAUCUGAGCAAAGAGCUGGCAACACCUUCCAAGCCCAUUGUAGAACGGCCAACUGAGACUGUAAAGAAAGCUACAAAAGGCACGUCGCCAAAAUGGAGAUUGGCACCAACACGCCGUGAACAGGAAAAGUGGGAUAGAGCAGCUAAGGCUACAACUGAGGGCACCGAAGUCAUGCUUCGUGAGGUCAGGAAGCCUCGAGGGGAUCCAGAAGUGUUGGCUGCAGAAUACAGGGCGCAGUACUUCAAGCUGAAGGAGAAGUUGCAACUUCUUACUUUGGGUAUAGGUGGUGUUGGGUUGGUUUCUGCUUAUGUCUCUUAUUCCACGGAAAUCGCAGCUAGCUUCGGUGUCGGAUUGAUGGGAUCAUUUAUUUACAUGCGCAUGCUGGGGAACAGUGUGGACUCCAUGGCAGAUGGGGCGAAGGGAUUCGUAAAGGGAGCAGCAGCGCAGCCUAGGUUGCUUGUUCCAGCUGCUUUGGUCAUGAUCUACAACCGCUGGAAUUUUAUUGUCGUCCCACAAUACGGAUAUAUGCACUUACAACUGAUACCGAUGCUGGUAGGAUUCUUCACGUAUAAGAUCGCGACUUUUGUUCAAGCUAUAGAGGAAGCACUCAAAGUACCCGACAGGCCUGAGUCAGAAGCUUGAGAGAUGGCACUCUUCAUUGGUAGGUUCGACAGUCAUAGACUUACAUCAGAUGAAUGUUCCGAAGAGCCAUCUUUUGCCUUCUCCUCCAUACCACUGCCUGCUUUCUCUUCUCGACGCAUACCUCCCCUGUACAAUCCCUCUUGUGUGCAGAUUUAGCUGAAGCUCACUAGGAGACAGCUCUAUGAACGAACGAGCUGCGUCACCUGAUAAGCGUGUAUCCUUGGGGAGAUCCCUGCAGAUUUAGCUGUAUGACCAUGAUAGUCAGUAUUGAAGUUGAUGUGAAUAGUUACCCUUGAUGUGCAAGUAAAAACGGGCCUCGUUUAUUUGUACAUGUCCUACUGUUUCACUAUAUGGUAAGCU